AUGGCGCUGGCCGCCGCCGCGGCCGCCGCGGCCGCCGGGGUGAGCCAGGCGGCGGUGCUCGGCUUCCUGCAGGAGCGCGGCGGGCAGGUGCGCAACUCGGAGCUGCUGAGCCGCUUCCGGCCGCUGCUGGAGGCCGGCGACCCGCGCGGCCGCGCCGCGCGCAGGGACCGCUUCAAGCAGUUCGUCAACGACGUGGCCGUGGUCAAGGAGCUCGACGGCGUCAAGUUCGUGGUGCUAAGAAAGAAGCCGCGGCGCCCGGCGGGGCCCGAGCCGCUGCCCCCCGGCCCCGCAGCGCCGCCGCCGCCGCCCGCCGCCGCCCCGGGAGACAGCUCCGCGCCCGAGGCCGCUUCCUGGGGCCCCGCGCUGCAGAUCCAGGCGCCCCCGGAGGACCCGGCCGGGCAGAGCGCGCCGCAGGAUGCCCCGGGGGUCCCGGCCAGCGAGCCCACCUCGCCCGCUAGGGAGCUGCCUAGCGGCCUGGCCCGCAAGCCCGAGGGCCCCGCAGAGCCCCGGGUGCCUGCCUUUGAGCUGGCCCGGUCCUCGGAGGCAGCCUGCGUGGACGCGGCCCCGCCGUCUGCGGGGCUGCCCGAGGUCGCCUCGCCCUGCGCACAGGCGCCGGGCCCAGCCCCGGGGCCGCCGCCGCCGAAGCCCUGCAUGCUGCCGGUGCGCUGCGUGCCGGGCCCCGCCGCGCUCCGCGUCCGGGCCGAGGAGCAGGGCCUGCGCCGGCAGCUGUCGGAGGAGCCGAGCCCGCGCAGCUCCCCGCUGCUGCUGAGGAGGCUGUCGGUAGAGGAGACCGGCCUGGGCCCGGGCCGCUCCCCGCACCUGCGGCGCCUGUCGCGCGCCGGCCCCCGCCUGCUGAGCCCCGACACCGAGGAGGCGCCCGCCGCGCCGCCGCCGCCGCCCUCCGCCGUGCCCCUGGAGCCGGCCGAGCACGAGUGGCUGGUGCGGGCGGCCGGCGGCCGCUGGACCCACCAGCUGCACGGGCUGCUGCUGCGCGACCGCGGCCUGGCGGCCAAGCGCGACUUCAUGUCCGGCUUCACCGCCCUGCACUGGGCCGCCAAGAGCGGCGACCGCGAGAUGGCGCUGCAGCUGGUGGAGGCGGCGCGGCGCGGGGGCGCGCCCGUCGACGUGAACGCGCGCUCGCACGGCGGCUACACGCCGCUGCACCUGGCCGCGCUGCACGGCCACGAGGACGCCGCCGUGCUGCUCGUCGUGCGCCUCGGCGCGCAGGUGCACGUGCGCGACCACAGCGGGCGGCGCGCCUACCAGUACCUGCGGCCCGGCUCCUCGUACGCGCUGCGCCGCCUGCUGGGCGAGCCGGGCCUGCGCGGCGCCGAGCUCGACGCCGUCGGGGGCGCAGGGGGCGGCCUGGCGCCGCGGCGUCCGGUGCAGGUGGCCGCCACCAUCCUCAGCUCCACCACCAGCGCCUUCCUGGGCGUCCUGGCCGACGACCUGGUGCUCCAGGACCUGGCCCGCGGCUUGAGGAAGUCGGGCUCCUUCAGCAGGUUCCUGGGCGCCUCGCCCACGGCGCCCCGCAAGAAGACCAAGGUCCGGGGCGCGCUGCCGGCCUUCUCGGAAGGCCCUCGCCGGCCCCCGCCGGGGCCCCUGGCUGGCCUGGUGCCCGGCGUGCCCCCCGCCACCUGA
Lepus europaeus (European hare) is the source of this 1641-nucleotide messenger RNA. RefSeq names its product sosondowah ankyrin repeat domain family member A (gene SOWAHA). The coding region runs from base 1 to 1641 and encodes 546 amino acids. The transcript has a single exon. Gene Ontology annotation, molecular function: protein binding. The record is from RefSeq and is a predicted model, not a curated record. NCBI's taxonomy places the organism in Eukaryota, Metazoa, Chordata, Mammalia, Lagomorpha, Leporidae.